GAAAAAGAGAAGAAGAAGGCCACACGCCAGGGCACACGUUCUCUUUCGGAUUUCUCAAACGUGAUUUUACCAUUUGUACAGGUUUUCAUUUAAAAACUUUUUUUUUGUCUUUUCCAAGUGGAUAUUUUCACGAGACUAGAUUGAAAUGGCUGUCGGAAAGAACAAGGGUCUCUCGAAAGGAGGCAAGAAAGGUCUUAAGAAGAAGAUUGUCGACCCAUUUACGAGGAAAGAUUGGUACGACGUCAAAGCCCCGAAAAUGUUCAAGAACCGCCAGAUCGGGAAGACCCUCGUCAACCGAACCCAAGGAACAAAAAUCGCAUCGGAGGGCCUGAAAGGUCGUGUCUUCCAAGUGUCCAGCUCUGAUCUUCAAGGAGACGAAUACGCCGAAUACUCUUUCAGGAAGUUCGCCCUCGUCGCCGAAGACGUCCAGGGUAAGAACGUCCUCACCAACUUCCACGGGAUGGACUUGACGACGGACAAGCUGAAAAGCAUGGUGAAGAAGUGGCAGACCCUCAUAGAAGCCAACGUAGACGUGAAGACGACAGACGGUUUCCUCCUUCGAGUCUUCUGUAUUGGAUUUACCACCAAGGACCAGAUGUCUCAGAAGAAGACUUGCUACGCUCAGCGGAUGAGAGUGAAAGCGAUUAGAAGUAAAAUGGUAGCUAGCAUCACAAAAGAAGUCAGCGGUUCUGCCCUGAGUGAAGUAGUCGCCAAAUUGAUCCCGGAUUCCAUAGCAAAAGACAUCGAGAAAACUUGCCAAGGGAUUUAUCCCCUGCACGACGUUUAUAUAAGAAAGGUUAAAGUUUUGAAGAGGCCGAGGUUUGACAUCAACAAACUAUUGGAACUUCAUUCCGAAGGUGUCGUCGUGGACGAGUCGGGUCAUACCGUCUCGAGGACGGACACCUACGAACCUCCUGUGCAAGAAUCUGUUUAAUGUAUUUGUACAUUAACUAAAUAAAAUCGUUUUCUUUUAA
Molecule: messenger RNA, 974 nt
Organism: Cimex lectularius (bed bug)
Lineage: Eukaryota; Metazoa; Arthropoda; Insecta; Hemiptera; Cimicidae
Product: 40S ribosomal protein S3a-like
Exons: 5
Coding region: 146-934 (262 amino acids)
Biological process (GO): translation
Cellular component (GO): ribosome; cytosol
Molecular function (GO): structural constituent of ribosome
Source: RefSeq, a predicted model, not a curated record